Molecule: messenger RNA, 1102 nt
Organism: Schistocerca gregaria
Lineage: Eukaryota; Metazoa; Arthropoda; Insecta; Orthoptera; Acrididae
Exons: 3
Coding region: 70-1095 (341 amino acids)
Biological process (GO): mRNA export from nucleus
Cellular component (GO): THO complex part of transcription export complex
Molecular function (GO): protein binding
Source: RefSeq, a predicted model, not a curated record
GUGUAUACAUCACUGGCCGCCGUUCUAGGUAAGCAAAGCUCGGUAGAUAUUUCUUCAGUCGAAUCAGAAAUGUAUUGCUUGCACUGCUCGCCAGAGAAUGAGUCGAAUGAGCAUGCGAAGAUUUUCCACAAAAGAAUGAAGUUCGUGAGAUGCGUCGGCCAUAGCUUACAGUGUGUGAGCGUGUCUUGGAAUGCGACUGGAGAUCGUCUGGCAUCAGGCUCAACAGACAAAUCGAUUUUAUUAUGGAAUGCCCUGGGUAGUAAGCUAUCGGGUUCGACUGCAAGAAAACACGACGAUGAGGUCAACAGAGUACAAUGGGCCCCAUCUGAUGUACAUUCAUUUUGUUCAUGCUCUAAGGACAAGACGCUUCGAUUAUGGGACGAAAGACAGCCAGAUCAGACAGCAAUUAUAAAUUUAGAAGCAAAGGAAUCAAACAAGGCGGUAACGUCUGGUGAAGGUUUGGCGUGGCACUCAAAUGGAAAUGAAAUAGCAGUCAUAGUCACAAACCAAGAUUUGUCUUCACAAGUUCAAAUUGUGGAUGUGCGAAUGAAUACAGUUGGGAGGUAUUUAUCUUCUAAAAAAACGUUCACCGAUCUUGCAUGGUCUUCGAUAUAUCAAGAUAUGCUAAUCUUAACUACUGAGGACGGAUCCGUCAUAGUCGCAAAUGGUUCGAGCUUAGACUUGAACUCUUUUUAUACAUUAGAGGCCCACUCAGGAGUCGUGCAGACAGUUGACGUAGAUCCCACUGGGAAGCGCUUUGCUACCGGAAGUUCGGACUCCAUCAUCAAUUUGUGGAGCAUACGCGAUAUCACGUGCGAGCGCAGUGUAAACAAUAGCGAGAGCUCAGUCCGAUGCGUUCGGUUUUCUAGCAAUGGAAAAUUCUUGGCGUCGUCUACAGACAAAAAAGUCUGGAUCAAUCAUUGUGAAACGGGCAAAGUAGUAGGUCAGAUACCGCAGAUGAGCGAUGAGAAAAAAAUAAGCGAUGCACCUCAAGGGAUUUGGUGCUUGGCAUGGAAUCCGAAAAGAUACACACUAGCGUUUGGAGGAGAAAGAGCGUUUCUUGGUAUGACAAGCUAUGAAAAUUCAUCCCUAUAAAAUUUUU